Molecule: messenger RNA, 494 nt
Organism: Acanthisitta chloris (rifleman)
Lineage: Eukaryota; Metazoa; Chordata; Aves; Passeriformes; Acanthisittidae
Gene: EFNA2
Product: ephrin-A2
Exons: 3
Biological process (GO): ephrin receptor signaling pathway; axon guidance; osteoclast differentiation
Cellular component (GO): plasma membrane
Molecular function (GO): ephrin receptor binding
Source: RefSeq, a predicted model, not a curated record
AGGUUCCACCGUGGAGACUACACGGUGGAGGUGAGCAUCAACGACUACCUGGACAUCUACUGCCCACACUACGAGGAGCCACUGCCAGAGCGGAUGGAGAGGUACAUCCUGUACAUGGUGAACUACGAGGGACACGCGUCCUGUGACCACCGGCAGCGCGGCUUCAAGCGCUGGGAGUGCAACCGCCCCGACGCCCCCAACGGGCCCCUCAAGUUCUCCGAGAAGUUCCAGCUCUUCACCCCCUUCUCACUGGGCUUUGAGUUCAGACCCGGACACGAGUACUACUACAUCUCUGCAUCCCCCCCAAACAUGGUGGACAGGCCCUGCCUGAAGCUGAAGGUUUAUGUUCGGCCAACAAACGAUUCCCUCUACGAGUCCCCGGAGCCCAUUUUCACCAGCAACAACUCCUGCUGCAGCCUCAGGGUUCCGCCGGCCGCGCUGACCGUCAUGCCGGUCGUCUGGACGCUCCUGGCCUCGUAGCACUGACCCCGGGA